UUAUAAACUUUUCAAUCCAGUUAUGCACUUGAAGAAAUGUUAUUUAAAACUUCCUUGUUUCGGCGACCAUCUUGAAUAUUGAAUAUGAGACUAUUUCGUGUGAACUAUUCGGGGUGUCAGAGGAAAUAAACAUUUUGUUAUAACAAUUUGUACAGUACUGAAAUUGUUUCACCUGGAUAUUGACACCAGAGGUGUGGUCGAAAUAACAAAUAUAAACAUUGCCAUUCUGGCAGUUUUCGACACUCGGAUGACAGCUAUGAGAAGUGCACAUUAUUUUGCCUUGUUGGUGAUUUUUGUGUCACUUGCAAGGACGUGUUAUGGAAUUGGAGAAUAUUGCACUUUGGGGGACUGUUCUGGUCCUGGUGAGAUUUGUGUUGAGGGCAACUGUGCAUGUGACUCCAGCACCCACUACCAAGCUCAAGGAGGAACACAAUGUUCAGCGAAGGGCACCUCCAUAGGUGGAGCAUGUACAGUGCCUGGUAUCGGUUCAAUUGGCUCCGCCUGUAGUGCCUCAAAUUCACAAUGUACAGGGUCCAGUGGUGAGGGUCAAGGAACUUGUUCUUGCUUGAGUGGAAAUUACCAGUCCGCCACAAACGUUUGCAGUCCAAGAGGGGACUACAGGCUUACAACCCAUCAGUCUGUCCGUCUGUCUGUCUUGUCUGUCUGCCCGUCAGGAAAAAAGGGCACCUCCAUAGGUGGAGCAUGUACAGUGCCUGGGAUCGGUUCAAUUGGCUCCGCCUGUAGUGCCUCAAAUUCACAAUGUACAGGGUCCAGUGGUGAGGGUCAAGGAACUUGUUCUUGCUUGAGUGGAAAUUACCAGUCCGCCACAAACGUUUGCAGUCCAAGAGGGGACUACAGGCUUACAACCCAUCAGUCUGUCCGUCUGUCUGUCUUGUCUGUCUGCCCGUCAGGAAAAAAGGGCACCUCCAUAGGUGGAGCAUGUACAGUGCCUGGGAUCGGUUCAGUUGGCCCCGCCUGUAGUGCCUCAAAUUCACAAUGUACAGGGUCCAGUGGUGAGGGUCAAGGAACUUGUUCUUGCUUGAGUGGAAAUUACCAGUCCGCCACAAACGUUUGCAGUCCAAGAGGGGACUACAUGCUUACAACCCAUCAGUCUGUCCGUCUGUCUGUCUUGUCUGUCUGCCCGUCAGGAAAAAAGGGCACCUCCAUAGGUGGAGCAUGUACAGUGCCUGGGAUCGGUUCAAUUGGCUCCGCCUGUAGUGCCUCAAAUUCACAAUGUACAGGGUCCAGUGGUGAGGGUCAAGGAACUUGUUCUUGCUUGAGUGGAAAUUACCAGUCCGCCACAAACGUUUGCAGUCCAAGAGGGGACUACAGGCUUACAACCCAUCAGUCUGUCCGUCUGUCUGUCUUGUCUGUCUGCCCGUCAGGAAAAAAGGGCACCUCCAUAGGUGGAGCAUGUACAGUGCCUGGGAUCGGUUCAAUUGGCUCCGCCUGUAGUGCCUCAAAUUCACAAUGUACAGGGUCCAGUGGUGAGGGUCAAGGAACUUGUUCUUGCUUGAGUGGAAAUUACCAGUCCGCCACAAACAUUUGCAGUCCAAGAGGGGACUAUAGGCUUACAACACAUCAGUCUGUCCGUCUGUCUGUCUUGUCUGUCUGCCCGUCAGGAAAAAAGGGCACCUCCAUAGGUGGAGCAUGUACAGUGCCUGGUAUCGGUUCAGUUGGCCCCGCCUGUAGUGCCUCAAAUUCACAAUGUACAGGGUCCAGUGGUGAGGGUCAAGGAACUUGUUCUUGCUUGAGUGGAAAUUACCAGUCCGCCACAAACGUUUGCAGUCCAAGAGGGGACUACAGGCUUACAACCCAUCAGUCUAUCCGUCUGUCUGUCUUGUCUGUCUGCCCGUCAGGAAAAAAGGGCACCUCCAUAGGUGGAGCAUGUACAGUGCCUGGGAUCGGUUCAAUUGGCUCCGCCUGUAGUGCCUCAAAUUCACAAUGUACAUGGUCCAGUGGUGAGGGUCAAGGAACUUGUUCUUGCUUGAGUGGAAAUUACCAGUCCGCCACAAACGUUUGCAGUCCAAUCGGCACCUCCAUAGGAGGAUCUUGUACAGUGCCUGCCAGCACCGGUUCAAGUGGCUCCCCCUGUAGUGCCCCUGCCUCACAAUGUACAGGGUCUAGUGGCGAGGGUCUUGGAAAGUGUUCUUGCUCGGAUCAAAAUUACCAGUCUGCCACAAACAUGUGCAGUCCAAUUGGCACCACCAUAGGAGGGUCCUGUACAAAACCUGGCACCGGCUCAAUUGGCUCCGCCUGUAGUGCCCCAGCCUCACAAUGUACAGGGUCUAGUGGCGAGGGUGCUGGAAGAUGUUCUUGCUUGAGUGGAAACUACCAGUCGGCCACAAAUGUGUGCAGUACAAUUGGCACCACCAUAGGAGGGUCCUGUACACAACCUGGCACCGGUUCAGUUGGCUCCGCCUGUAGUGUCCAAAACUCACAAUGUACAGGGUCCAUUGGCGAGGGUCUUGGAAAGUGUUCUUGCUCGGAUCAAAAUAACCAGUCUGCCACAAACAUGUGCAGUCCAAUUGGCACCUCCAUAGGGGUCUCAUGUACAAAACCUAGCAGUGGCUCAAUUGGCUCCCCCUGUAGUGCCCCUGCCUCACAAUGUACAGGGACCAGUGGCGAGGGUGCUGGAACGUGUUCUUGCUUGAUUGGAUAUUACCCGUCGGCUACAAACGUGUGCAGUACAAUUGGCACCUCCAUAGGGGUCUCAUGUACAAAACCUAGCAGUGGCUCAAUUGGCUCCCCCUGUAGUGCCCCUGCCUCACAAUGUACAGGGACCAGUGGCGAGGGUGCUGGAACGUGUUCUUGCUUGAUUGGAUAUUACCCGUCGGCUACAAACGUGUGCAGUACAAAGGGCACCUCCAUAGGUGGAGCAUGUACAGUGCCUGGGAUCGGUUCAGUUGGCCCCGCCUGUAGUGCCUCAAAUUCACAAUGUACAGGGUCCAGUGGUGAGGGUCAAGGAACUUGUUCUUGCUUGAGUGGAAAUUACCAGUCCGCCACAAACGUUUGCAGUCCAAGAGGGGACUACAGGCUUACAACCCAUCAGUCUGUCCGUCUGUCUGUCUUGUCUGUCUGCCCGUCAGGAAAAAAGGGCACCUCCAUAGGUGGAGCAUGUACAGUGCCUGGGAUCGGUUCAAUUGGCUCCGCCUGUAGUGCCUCAAAUUCACAAUGUACAGGGUCCAGUGGUGAGGGUCAAGGAACUUGUUCUUGCUUGAGUGGAAAUUACCAGUCCGCCACAAACAUUUGCAGUCCAAGAGGGGACUAUAGGCUUACAACACAUCAGUCUGUCCGUCUGUCUGUCUUGUCUGUCUGCCCGUCAGGAAAAAAGGGCACCUCCAUAGGUGGAGCAUGUACAGUGCCUGGUAUCGGUUCAGUUGGCCUCGCCUGUAGUGCCUCAAAUUCACAAUGUACAGGGUCCAGUGGUGAGGGUCAAGGAACUUGUUCUUGCUUGAGUGGAAAUUACCAGUCCGCCACAAACGUUUGCAGUCCAAGAGGGGACUACAGGCUUACAACCCAUCAGUCUAUCCGUCUGUCUGUCUUGUCUGUCUGCCCGUCAGGAAAAAAGGGCACCUCCAUAGGUGGAGCAUGUACAGUGCCUGGGAUCGGUUCAAUUGGCUCCGCCUGUAGUGCCUCAAAUUCACAAUGUACAUGGUCCAGUGGUGAGGGUCAAGGAACUUGUUCUUGCUUGAGUGGAAAUUACCAGUCCGCCACAAACGUUUGCAGUCCAAUCGGCACCUCCAUAGGAGGAUCUUGUACAGUGCCUGCCAGCACCGGUUCAAGUGGCUCCCCCUGUAGUGCCCCUGCCUCACAAUGUACAGGGUCUAGUGGCGAGGGUCUUGGAAAGUGUUCUUGCUCGGAUCAAAAUUACCAGUCUGCCACAAACAUGUGCAGUCCAAUUGGCACCACCAUAGGAGGGUCCUGUACAAAACCUGGCACCGGCUCAAUUGGCUCCGCCUGUAGUGCCCCAGCCUCACAAUGUACAGGGUCUAGUGGCGAGGGUGCUGGAAGAUGUUCUUGCUUGAGUGGAAACUACCAGUCGGCCACAAAUGUGUGCAGUACAAUUGGCACCACCAUAGGAGGGUCCUGUACACAACCUGGCACCGGUUCAGUUGGCUCCGCCUGUAGUGUCCAAAACUCACAAUGUACAGGGUCCAUUGGCGAGGGUCUUGGAAAGUGUUCUUGCUCGGAUCAAAAUUACCAGUCUGCCACAAACAUGUGCAGUCCAAUUGGCACCUCCAUAGGGGUCUCAUGUACAAAACCUAGCAGUGGCUCAAUUGGCUCCCCCUGUAGUGCCCCUGCCUCACAAUGUACAGGGACCAGUGGCGAGGGUGCUGGAACGUGUUCUUGCUUGAUUGGAUAUUACCCGUCGGCUACAAACGUGUGCAGUACAAAGGUGGGCCUCGGUUCACAGUGCACCAUGAAAUCAGCAUGUUUAAAUGAAAACUCUGACUGCCUUGGACAUCAGUCUGGUAGUGGAUCAACUUGUCAGUGUACAAGCGACUAUUUUGACACAAACACCGUGGACAAUAUUCAGGGAUUGUGUAUCAGAAAAAUUACAUUGGAUAGUCGGUGUGACACUUCUCAUAGCAAUUUGGCCCAGUGUGCUGCUGACAAUGCUAUAUGUGACUCCAGAUAUAGUUAUGCUUGCAAAUGCAGAUAUGGCUAUUAUGUUGAUCCCAGCAAUCCAGCAAAAUGUAAAGCAAGACAACCAUUGGGUGGAGUCUGUCAGUACAAUACUGAUUGUACAGACCCCAAUGCAGAGUGUUCGAGCUCCAAAUGUAGGUGCGUUGAUGGAUUUUAUGACACAAAUGGGAUUGACAUGGAUGGAACUUGCAAAUCAGUUGCUGAAUUGCGUGUGACCAACAUAAACUUCCAAGGUAUCAGUACCUCACAGUUUUCUGUCAGCUGGGACAUACCAGAUGGGAAAGCACAAUACAUUCAGACGUUUGUUGUGGAGUGGAUGCCAAAGGGCAAUACUAUUGGAGGUGGAACUAAGAUGCUAUCUAGCUCAUUUACUACAGCACUGCUUGAUAGUGGAAUAAGUGCAGGAAAAAGCUACACUGUAAAAAUAACUUCUAUAAAUUCUCAACUGGGAGUGAACAGAUCAGAUUUUUCUUCCACUGAUCAGGACGCAAAACCAAAUCCACCAACAUGGGAUGCAGCCACUGAUAUAAAUCCUGAUAUUGACAACACAAUAAUAGUUUCAUGGAUUGCUCCAUUAGGAAGUGUGUCUCGUUAUGAAGUCAGUUUGAUUGACAGAUCCACAACAGUUGUAUUAACAGUUGUUUUGCAUCCAUCAACUUCUACAAACUUAACUUCAAUUAAUAUUAAAAACGGGUACAGUUACACCAUACAGAUCAUUAGCAAGAGUCAAAGCAACACUGUUGAAAGUGAUCCACUUACCUAUGUAAUAAAGACUGAAGUUAUAGUACCGGAUCCUCCGACUGGAGCCAAUUGUAAGGAGGUUGCUGAUGAAUUCAUUACAGUCGAGUGGAAUGCUCCUGCAGUGCCAAAUGGAGAUCUCCGACAAUACUAUAUUCAUGUACAUAAUUCAAGUCGUCUGGUGAAAAUUGUCGGUACUGACACUGUUGUAAAUGAAUUAAAGGUCUUACAUUUAAAACCAGUGACAUACUACAACUUCCGAGUGUACACAGAAAAUGAGAAAUACAACUCUUCUUUAUAUGGACAAUCACCCUCCUGUCCAACAAAGGCAAAAAUAUCUGAAGCACCACAGGAUCUUGCAAUUACGGGAGUUACAAGCAGAGCUUUCACAGUCUCUUGGGAGAGACCCAAUAAUACCUACAGUGAAGAGUUCCUUGGUUAUGUCCUGCAGAUAAAAGAAGGAGAUUCAUGCGUGCAAGAAAUAAAAUACAAGUGUUCUAAUUGCAAGAGAAGCUUUGAUAGUGCUCCAACAUCAAGUAAAGUUUGCAUUAGAGGAGACAGGAUGGAUGAAAGUAAAUCAAAUGCAGAGCUCCAAAACUCCACCUUGACGUUGAGUAAUAAUACGUUUAAACCUGAUACUGACUACACCGUGUUAGUUGCUGCUGUAAAUGAUAUUGGAUGGGGUCAUCAGGCAGUACAGUCGGUUAAAUCUAAAGAAGAAGAACCUCAAGAGCCCCCCAAAGCAGUUAUUGUAUCUGACAUCGGGAAGACGUCUUUCAAUGUAUCAUGGAGUUUGAAUGGACCAAGGCCGGGACAGGUCACAUACACAGUGAUCCUAACUGCAGACACUGGAGCUGAGAACAAAACAUAUACUGUUGAAGGUUAUGAUAACACAAGUCGGUUUGCUGAUGGACUAGAAGAGUAUUGGAACUAUACUGUGAGUGUCACAGCAAGAACUAAUGUAGGUGGUGCUAAAACAUCCUAUACCACACAAAAAUACAGGACUCUGCCUUCAGCACCUGGAAAUGUUACUGAGUUUGGUCCUGUUAAGGCUCAUCUGCGCUCUGACAAUUUUCACAAAAUGACGAUCCAAUGGAAAGCUCCCUUGCUGUUGCAGCGCAACAGUGUGAUAAAGGAAUACGUGUUAAAAUACAAUGUUGGAAACACUACAGCUAGCUCAGGGGUUGGCGGAAGGUUUAAGACAAUUUCCUUCACAUCGGAGACUGGCGAUGGCUUUUACAGUAAAGUGUUUGAUGUGAUACCUGAGUCAUCGUACCAGUUUGAGGUAAGAUUGAGCGGCAGAAUGUAA
This is a messenger RNA of Mya arenaria, 6697 nucleotides long. Its product is annotated as neurogenic locus Notch protein-like. Bases 248 to 6697 code for a protein of 2149 amino acids. The transcript has 44 exons. The record is from RefSeq and is a predicted model, not a curated record. Gene Ontology annotation, molecular function: protein binding. Lineage: Eukaryota; Metazoa; Mollusca; Bivalvia; Myida; Myidae. Gene Ontology annotation, cellular component: membrane.